Entelurus aequoreus (snake pipefish) is the source of this 2169-nucleotide messenger RNA. Its product is annotated as zinc finger protein 774-like. The record is from RefSeq and is a predicted model, not a curated record. The transcript has 2 exons. Bases 46 to 1149 code for a protein of 367 amino acids. Gene Ontology annotation, biological process: regulation of transcription by RNA polymerase II. Lineage: Eukaryota; Metazoa; Chordata; Actinopteri; Syngnathiformes; Syngnathidae. Gene Ontology annotation, molecular function: RNA polymerase II cis-regulatory region sequence-specific DNA binding; DNA-binding transcription factor activity.
CCAGCGAAGAAGAAAAUCCGGAAGUUAGCAAGUUUGUUCCAAAAAAUGUGUAAAGUCAAGCAGUUGAGAAUGUUGAUGGAGCAGCGACUGAAUUCUGUAAUUGAAGAAAUAUUUGGAGUGUUGGAAAGAACCAUAGCAGAGUACGAGGAGGAACUUUCUAGAACAAAAGAGAAGACAAAUCGACAACAAAAACUUCUGGACGCCGUUUUCAAACCUCGAGUUGUGCUACGCAAAGCAGACAACCAGCAUGUGUCGGUAAAGAGUCCAGAAGAGAUUCCAUCUCAGCAGCAGGAGUGGCGCUCCACUGUGGGGGAAAAGGAGCGAGAGCCCAACCUCACAGAGGAAAAGGAGAAAACGUGGGAGCAGACUCAAAGGUUGGAGGAGGAGGAGGAUGAUGAUGACAAUGAGGCUCAGUUUUCACAGCUUCAUCACAGUCAAAGUGAGGAGUGCAGAGGGGCGGAGCUUCUAACUCAACACAUUGCAGAUGGAGAGCUUUGUGAAGAUAUAAACUCAGAACCAGACCCCAUCUUUGCUCCACUGUCAGAUAUAGACGGCAUGAUGUCAGACUCUUCUGAGAGCGAUCAGUGCAGAGGGGCGGAGCUUCUAACUCAACACAUUGCAGAUGGAGAGCAUGGUGAAGAUAUAAACUCAGAACCAGACAGCAUCUUUGCUCCACUGUCAGAUAUAGGCGGCAUGAUGUCAGACUCUUCUGAGAGCAAUCACAGUGACGACAUCCUAAAACCUUUGGAGAGUACACGUGACUCUAAACGUGAUGUGAGAGAUCAUACCUACUGCAAACACUUUGACUGCGGGAGCUCAUUUAGACACAGGAGUCUUUUGACAACGUACAAGAGAACACACACUGUAGCAAAACCUUUCGCUUGCUCAGUUUGCCAGAAGAGUUUCUACACAAAGAAUGCUAUGACCACACACACGCGAUCACACAUGGAGAUGAAAUUCCCCUGCUGGCUUUGCAAUGAAAGAUUCAAAAGUAAACAUCACGCCAUGAUACACAUGAGAACGCAUGCUGGGGAGAAACUGUUAAGUUGUAAUGUGUGUUGCAAAAAGUUCACAUUAAAGGGUACACUGAAAACACAUACAAGAAGAGAGAAGAAACCAUUUUUGUGUUCAGAUUGUGCUGAAAGAUGAAGAUUAAAGCAAACUCGAUAUUACACACUGGCGAGAAACCUUUUACCUGCUCUGUUUGCAAGAAGAGUUUCUCCAUAAAGUAUAAUUUGACCACACACACGGCAGAGAAUAAAUUUUUCCUGCUCGAUUUGCCCUAAAAGAUUAACUCCAAAAAGAGAAAAAUGAGAACAUACACUGGAGAGAAACCGUUCAUUUGUAACUUGAAGGUUCACGUAUUGACUUGUAUUGUAUUCAGUUUGUUGCUUUGUUGGGUCUGCUCCUGUCUCUGGCCAUGCUCCCCCCACCCGCCCCAGGCCACCAAAGUGUAUAUGUUUUUGUUGUUGUUUUACUUUUAUGGCUGUGUGUAGAAGUGGCUGGUUUCCCCACGGGGAUUAUUAAAGUAUUUCUGAUUCUGAUUAUUAUCAGGUCAGUACUUACAAGCAGACACAGUGUGUUGACAGAAAAGGGAGAACGGACGUAUUUUAGCUUAAAAACUAACGAUAAAGGUGAAGUUGUAACACUGAAACGCCCACAGGAAGAGGUGCUUAAGACCUGGCUAGCUAGCCAGCGGCUUAAGUCCAUCCGCAUUUUGCAGUGUUGUGGAUACUCCUAAAUCACUAAUCCUCGCCUCCAUGGCGACAGAUAAAGUAAGUGUCAGGGUUGCCCCUGACAGUUUGGUUGCGUUUGUCUUAGUUUCCUGUCAGUGCUUUUAUUUUGUCUUCAUUUCCUGCUUGUAUCCCUGAGUGCUUUUUCCCCUCAGAUGUGGCUGAUUGGCACCGGGCCACACCUGGUGUCAAUCAGCCAGAUGCUAUUUGAACCUGCCUUCCCCUCCAGUCAGGGCUGGAUUAUUGUCGUUCCGACCUGUCGUGUCGAUGUCAGUUUAGCUGGAUGCGGUAGCGGUAAACUAUAUUCUGUAGCGGUUUGUAGCUUGCUGUCUUUUUGUUCCUCGUCUUCCAGUUCCUGAUUCCCUGGCAUCCUGUUUCCUGUUCCUAGAUCCUGGUUUGUGUUUUUUCUUUAUAUUUUUGGACAUUAAAUAAUGUU